AUGGCUAUCUUUCUCUGUUGCUUAUUGGUUUUAUCGCUUCUCGUUCCAUUGUUCUUUCUCAUGAGAAGGAUCAAAAAAAACCCGAAAUGGAAUCUUCCUCCGGGUCCUUCAAGUCUUCCAAUCAUCGGAAACAUGCACCAGUUUGCAGGAUUGCCUCACAGAUGCUUUCAUCAUCUCUCCAUCAAAUACGGCCCCGUGGUACUUCUUCGUCUCGGUUUUGUUCCGAUGGUUGUGAUCUCCUCUAGUGAAGCAGCUGAAGAAGUUCUCAAGUCCCAUGACCUUAGUUGCUGCAGCCGACCGAAAACGUACGCCACGGGGAAACUCUCUUACGGUUUUAAAGACAUCAGCUUCUCGGAGUACGGUGAGUAUUGGCGAGAAAUGCGAAAGCUCGCUGUCAUCGAGCUUUUCAGCCUGAAAAAGGUUCAAUCUUUUAAGAGCAUCAGAGAAGAAGAGGUAGGGUUUAUGGUGAAGAAAGUGUCGGAAUCGGCUUUGAAAAAAUCUCCUAUGGAUUUAAGCAAAACGUUCUUCUCCUUAACCGCAAGCAUCAUUUGUCGAGUGGCCUUAGGACAGAACUUCAACGAAAGUGGUUUCGUAUUAGAGAGAGAUAGAAUCGAAGAGCUUGUGAGUGAGGCAAUGUUAGCCCUAGGGAGUUUCACUUGCUCUGAUUUGUUCCCCGGCGGUGUUGGGAGAUUCUUGGAUUGGUUUUUUGGAAGACACAAGAGGAUAAACAAAGUGUUUGAAGAGUUUGAUGCUUUUUACCAGCAAGUGAUUGAUGAUCACUUAGCCGGAAAGAAAACUGUUGAUUCUCCGGCGGAUAUCGUUGAACUCUUGUUGGAUUUGAUGGAUAAACAAGGAAAUAAGGAUUAUUUCAAGCUCAGCAUUGAUCAUAUCAAAGCAGUUCUCAUGGAUGUAUUUCUGGCGGGAGUAGAUACAGGGGCUAUAACUAUGAUUUGGGCGAUGACUGAGCUUGCUAGAAACCCUAGAGUGAUGAAGAAGGCACAAGAAGAGAUCAGAACCACCCUAGGGCGCAAAAAGGAGAAGAUCGAUGAAGAAGACAUAGACAAAGUUGACUACUUGAAGCUCAUAAUCAAGGAAACAUUCAGAUUACACCCACCACUUCCAUUAUUGCUGCCAAGAGAAACAAUGUCUCACGUCAAGAUCCAAGGCUACGAUGUUCCUCCCAAAACACAAAUCCAACUUAACGUUUGGACGAUCGGACGUGACCCCACACGUUGGACCGACCCUGAAAGUUUCAUUCCUGAGCGGUUUACUGAUAGUUGUGUUGAUUUCAGGGGACAACACUUUGAGCUAUUACCGUUUGGGUCUGGGAGGAGGAGCUGUCCAGGGAUGUCAAUGGCGAUGCCUAGCGUGGAAUUAGGACUUUUAAAUAUGCUUUACUUCUUCGAUUGGAAGUUGCCUGAAGGGAUGCUAAGUGGCGAAGACAUUGAUAUGGAGGAAGCUGGAAAUCUCAGCAUUGUCAAGAAACUACCUCUUCAACUUGUUCCUGUCAACGCAGUCACUUAA
Microthlaspi erraticum is the source of this 1524-nucleotide messenger RNA. NCBI's taxonomy places the organism in Eukaryota, Viridiplantae, Streptophyta, Magnoliopsida, Brassicales, Brassicaceae. The record is from the annotation of a GenBank genome assembly.